Molecule: messenger RNA, 1733 nt
Organism: Lingula anatina
Lineage: Eukaryota; Metazoa; Brachiopoda; Lingulata; Lingulida; Lingulidae
Product: cytochrome P450 2J6
Biological process (GO): xenobiotic metabolic process
Cellular component (GO): intracellular membrane-bounded organelle; cytoplasm
Molecular function (GO): oxidoreductase activity, acting on paired donors, with incorporation or reduction of molecular oxygen, reduced flavin or flavoprotein as one donor, and incorporation of one atom of oxygen; iron ion binding; steroid hydroxylase activity
Source: RefSeq, a predicted model, not a curated record
UUCAGCAUGCCGGAUGUGAGGUUUGUUUUGCAAUUGUGCACAAGUAAUCUAAGAUUGCAUGUUGCAGGGAUUGACCUUGAGACGAGUUAAGCGUUCCAUUUUACAUGUAGUUCUUACAUUACACUGGUGUAUAGAGAUUGUAACGGGCGGAUUUUGACGGUCUUAACCAGGGAGAAAAAAUGGCCAAGAUCGUGCACAGUCUCGUCGAGUUUUUUUCUACUGUCGGUCUGCCGACUGUUUUGAUAUUCGUGGCAGUGCUGUUGUUAAGUCUGUGGAUGCUGUCGUCGAAGAAUCCUCGGGUGAACUGGCCGCCCGGACCUGUCUGUUUCCCCGUGGUGGGAUGUCUCCCACAGAUGAUGAUUAGCGGUAGGAGACGACAACCGACAGACCUUCUUCCAUGGUAUGAUACAUACGGGGAUAUCAUACACGUCAAAUUUGGUGAGCAACACGCGAUAUUGUUGGGAACUCAUGAGCUGAUACAAGAGGCUUUCGUGAAGAAUGCGGCCACAGUCAGCGAUAGACCUACUUGGAUAUAUUUCAUAAGACAAAUAGUUGGAAAGGACGGAGCUGGAGUUAUAUUUAAAUCUGGACACGAAUGGAAAGAGCUGAGGAGAUUCACGCUCUCGUCUCUUCGAGAUCUCGGCCUCGGGAGGAAAAGUUUACAAGAAAGAAUUCAGGAUGAGGCAAGGUACUUGGUGCAAAACAUUGAAGAUGAAAAUGGAAAGGCCUUCUCUCCCAGAGACAGGGUUGGAAAAGCUGUCAGCAACAUUAUUGCAACCAUUGUGUUUGGAGUCAGACAUGACUAUAAUGACACUCCAGAAUUGCUGCCAGUUUUGGAGCAGGCGUUGAGAGCUGGCGAAGGGAUAGAGUUGUUUACUAACUUGGCUCGCUUUUUGAUGCCGAUGAAGAAGAUAAUGGCCCUCGUGGACAGACUGUAUAGUUUGAUAAGACAGGAAGUCGACCGACACCGCCAGUCCUUUGAUCCAACUGACAUCCGGGACUUCAUUGACCUCUUCAUAAAGGUCACCCAAGAAGAGCAAGAUCCUGAGAUCUACGCGGAAUGGAACGUAUUCCGCAUCAUCGUAGAUUUAUAUUUGGCUGGAACUGACACAACCGCAAAUACUUUGAGAUGGUCCCUCAUACAUAUGGUUAAUCAACUGGACGUUCAGAAGAGGGUGCAGCAGGAAAUUGAUCAGGUCAUAGGUCAAGGUCGUGUUGCCAAGAUGGAGGACAAGGCUGAAAUGCCGUUCACUGAAGCAACCAUUUUGGAAGUCCUUCGUAUUUCCCCUGUUGUCCCUCUUGGAGUUCCCCAUGCUACCAGUGAAACUAUAAAUUUAGACGGAUACACCAUUCCCAAGGGGACCAUGAUACUGGGAGACUUGUACCGGGUUCUCCACGAUAAGAAUAACUUCGAGGAUCCUUACAAGUUCAAACCAGAAAGAUGGCUGGAUGACAAUAGUAAAGUGAUCAAGUCGGACAAACUGAUACCGUUUUCCAUAGGACCCCGUGCUUGCCUGGGCAAGGGACUGGCUGAAAUGGAGUUGUUCAUUUUCCUCACCACGAUGCUUCAGAAUUUUACCUUCAAGGUACCAGAGGGCGAGAAACCACCCGAUGGAGUGGAGGGUUUUAACGCGUCCACUUUCACACCAUACGACUACAACGUGUGCGCAGUGAGACGCUAAAAUGCGGUCCGAAACGUCAAGCUCCGAUUUCUUUAUUAAUAACUGGUUUAU